Molecule: messenger RNA, 276 nt
Organism: Funneliformis mosseae
Lineage: Eukaryota; Fungi; Glomeromycota; Glomeromycetes; Glomerales; Glomeraceae
Source: the annotation of a GenBank genome assembly
AUGUUUUCAGAAUUCAUAGUGAGCUUGUAUGAUUUUAGUAGAAAGAGAAAGCGAGAGGAGAAACUUCAACGUGAAUCGACAGUUACUAACUCAUCAUACAACUCUGAAAAAGACAAUCAGGUGAUUUUAAAAAUUUUGAGAGAGUUCGAAAAAACCAUUUCCUCAGGAAAUGAUCAGAAUCAUGUGACUUCAAGUGAAUCAGAUCUUUUAUCUGUGAAGCAAGAUGAUGACAUGAUUCAAGAGGCAUCACUUGAUAAAAAUCAAAUCAUAGAAUAA